This is a messenger RNA of Filobasidium floriforme, 2904 nucleotides long. RefSeq lists its product as uncharacterized. Bases 85 to 2658 code for a protein of 857 amino acids. Gene Ontology annotation, molecular function: DNA-binding transcription factor activity, RNA polymerase II-specific; DNA binding; zinc ion binding. Gene Ontology annotation, biological process: DNA-templated transcription; regulation of DNA-templated transcription. The record is from RefSeq and is a predicted model, not a curated record. NCBI's taxonomy places the organism in Eukaryota, Fungi, Basidiomycota, Tremellomycetes, Filobasidiales, Filobasidiaceae. The transcript has 10 exons.
AUAGGAUCUUCUACCAGCUACCAUAGCCAAACGUAGCAACCGUGACUCUCUCGGAUCGAGCUCUCGAGCCACACCGAGCCGAGGAUGGACGGCGAACCUUCUGCUUCUUCCGCGAGACAACCAUCGUCGUCAAUGUCAAUGUCGUCGCAGAAGAACACGACGUGCGAUCGGUGUAGGAAACGCAAGGUCAAAUGCGUAACCCUCCCCCCAGACAUCCCGGAUAACGAAGACCAAAAGUGUAAAGGGUGUUACAACCUGGACGAACCGUGUACUUAUGAGUAUGUCGUGAAACGGGCGGGGAGGAAGACUACCCGGGUGAUCAACCAGCUGAAAAAAUCACGCUUAGAGUCCAACAACGCCAACAACGACGACAACGACAACGACAAAGACAGAGACAGAGAUAGGGACCUCUCGUUUUCCCACCCCGAAGCCGGACCAGGACCUGGGAGUAGUAGUAAUAGUCGGAGACCUACGAACCAUCAUUCCAGUCCUUCCUCCCAAUCUCAUCUUCAACGCCGUCCAUCUCAUCUCCAGAAUCAACCUCAACGUGCACACAAUAAUCAUACGAAUACGAAUUCGCAUUCGCAUGCGCAUGCGGUCUCACCGGAAGAAACCUCGACGACGUCCUCGUUUCAAUUCUCUUCGGGGUUGAUGUUGCCGCACCACCACCACCAUCAAGCUUCUCCCCCACCACCCCCACCUCCACAUUCGCAUUCGCAUUCGCAUCAUGCGCAUUCGAUAUCGGAUCUGGUCUCCGGGCCGUUAUCCGCUGGUCUAGGGAUCGGCCCUGGAGUCGGAGUCGGAGUCGGAGUAGGCGUGGGAGUAGGCGUGGGAGUCGGCGUGGGAGUGGGAGGAGGUGCGGGGGUAGGGAUAGGAAAUAACGGGCCGGGCGGGACGGGGAUCGGGUAUCAUCAAGAGAUGGAUAUGGAUAUCGAUAUACGAGGCCCGGGUCCGGCGGGAUUAGGUAUCUCUUCCUCUUAUUACGAUCCCACCACCACCACAAAUAAUAAUAAUAACGUUAGCGUGAACACGCCCUUGCCGUACGGAGGAGGAGGAGGACAUGGUGGAGGAGGGGACAUGCACACCUCGGCGUUGAGCGUAUCGACGAGUAGUCAGCCGGACGAUCAGGCGGCGCUCAGUGGGUUGUUGCAUUUGAGGAACCAUAUUCCCGGGACUGGGAGCGCCGAGGGUUAUCCACAUUCGCAGCAGGCGCAGGGCCAGGGGCAGGGGCAUGGGGUUCAAGGGCAGAAUCCGUAUCAACAGAAUCAACAUCAUAAUCAACAACAAUAUCAACAGCAUUCGCAUCAACAGCAACAGCAAAAUCAAACCCAACAUCACCCGCCCUCGGGCUCGUCUUACCACUACGUCGUACCCGACUUCCCCCACUCGCUCACCGGCAACCACACCCGUCAAUCACACUCCCACUCCCAGGUCUUGCAAUUGGAACAGGUCAUCUCCUGGGCCAACGCCGCCUUCUUCCUUCGACUCUAUUUGAAGUAUCAGCAUGCGCUCAUGCCGCUCGUCCACAAGCCGACUUUUGCUAAAGAUAUCGUCGAUAGGCGGGAUAAGACGGACGAGGUGUUCAGGGGGUUGUUGUUCAGUCUCAUCACCCACGUGAUAUCUCAAGUCCCGAAGAGCAAGAUGAUCACCCAUUUCACGCAACCCGAUUUAGAACGCCUGCAGGUGAGGUGUCAUCAGGCGAGCAGGACGAUCCAGGUCAAGUAUCACCACGAGCCGAGCUUGGAGUUGAUCAUCGCUCAUUACGCCGACGUCGCGGUCUGUACCACCCUGGGCAAGACCGAGUUGUCCGGGAUCAUCCUCGCCGAAGCCGUCCGGAUGAGCUAUUCGUUGGGCCUGCAUCGCCCGAAAUCGGUCCUCGGCGGGGAUUUCUUGCAGACUCAGAUGCAGAGGAGGUUGUUCUGGAUCUUGUACCAGACGGACAAAACCGAGGCGUCUGUGGGACUACCCUCGCUCAUGCCGGACUACGAAGGGGUCCCACCGAUGCCCCUCGAAGUGGACGACGAGUUCAUCACCCCUCAAGGCUACCUCCCCCAACCGGCCACCCGUCCAUCGACGAUGACGGGCCUCGCCAUGUCAUGUCGCCUCUUUCGAAUCUUUUCCGAAUGCCUGUUCCGCCACCGGACGUUUUCUUAUACCCCCGGGGUAGCCGCGGACCCGGAUAGCACGUUGAACUGGGUCGAUGGGGCGAGGAUGGAUUUGAGGGAGACCGUACUCGGGAUGCCGACGGCCUGGCAGGCGCACCCGGAGGGGAUGGAGGACGAAGACGAUCGGGUCAUGUACGGGACGCAGAGGGCGAAUAUAUUGAUCACGGCCGCGAGUCUUGAUUUCGCUUUGCUCGACCUCAAGGCGCUCAUCGUACCAGAGUUGGAUAUCGCCGAGGAAAGGGAGGCGGCGGCGAGGGAUUCGUACAGGGUGUUAUCGGCCAUCCCGAUUGAGCACUUGGCGAUGAACGGAGAGAGCAUCCGUGGGAAAGUGUUGAGGAUCAUCAUCGCGUUGAUGAGCACGACGUCGAUGCAGGACGAGACGUACAACCAGAGCGUCAAGGAUUGGUGGGGGAUCCUCUCCCAAGUCCAGUGGGUCCAGGUGAUCCCUUUGGAUACGGAAUCCCUCCUUUCCACAGAAUCGCAAUCGAUGUGAUCAGCCCCAACGAUGGCGAUUUGCAACCUGGGAUCAUCAUCGGAACGCAGCCACGGGGCUGAGCUCCACAGGCCACAGGCCACAGGCCGAGACCUCGCGACGAUCGAAUGGAAAACGUUGAUGAUCAUCUGAAACUCUGUUUCUCAUCGCUCGCUUCCUGGCCCCCUUUGAACGGGGAAAGGGGGACGCGGAAGCAGAACCCUGCGAUAUGGAAGAGGGGCGGCCACGGGGUUCAGCCGCGGAUCU